Molecule: messenger RNA, 1074 nt
Organism: Clarias gariepinus (North African catfish)
Lineage: Eukaryota; Metazoa; Chordata; Actinopteri; Siluriformes; Clariidae
Product: olfactory receptor 1J2-like
Exons: 1
Coding region: 67-1074 (335 amino acids)
Biological process (GO): G protein-coupled receptor signaling pathway
Cellular component (GO): membrane
Molecular function (GO): G protein-coupled receptor activity; olfactory receptor activity
Source: RefSeq, a predicted model, not a curated record
CAGGAACAAUAUUAAAAUAUAAGUACUAUUGUUUUCUACAGGUUAUACUGCCAGACGACACCUGACAUGACUUCUGUGCCACCUGCUCUUUCAAACACCACAUUUAUUCGCCCUUCCACUUUUUAUAUCAAUGGAUUUUACAAUAUUCCACACACAAAGUACUACUAUGUAUUUCUAUGCACUGUCUAUGUUGUAACAGUUUUAGGGAAUUCUUUUAUAAUGUGCACAAUCUAUCUAGCACGUACCCUUCAUACCGCAAAGUACAUUGCUGUGUUUAACUUGGCUCUUUCUGAUUUGGGAGGGAGCUCUUCUCUUAUUCCAAAGAUUAUUGAUACUUUUCUGUUUGACCAUCAGGUCAUAUCAUAUGAAGCCUGUCUGUCAUACAUGUUUUUUGUCUUAUUCUUUAUGUGCUUGCAAUCUCUUACUCUGCUUGUUAUGGCCUAUGACAGGGUAGUUGCAAUAUGUUUUCCUUUAAGGUAUAAUGCCAUUGUUACCAAAGCAGCAAUGACUUUAAUCAUUGGCAUUGCGUGGAUUAUUUCUAUAACUAUAAUUGCUGUCCUUGCAGCCCUUAUUACCAGGCUGUCCUUCUGUAGAUCCACAGUCAUUGACAGCUAUUUCUGUGAUCAUGGUCCUAUUUAUAAGUUAGCUUGUAAUGAAAACAUCAUAAAUCACAUCAUGGCUAUACUUUGUUUUGUUGUGUUGUCUUGUGUUCCAAUGUUAUUAAUAAUUGUAUCAUAUAUUUGUAUCGGCAUUGCCCUGCUGAAUAUCUCACAUGGUUCCGAACGGAAGAAAGCUAUGAAAACCUGUACUUCCCACCUUUUUUUAGUGGCUUUAGCCUAUAUUCCAUUUUUUGCCAGCAAUAUGCUAUCUUUUACUUCAUCUUUAAAAGCAAAUGAUAGAAUAAUUAAUUCUACUCUGACACAGAUUAUUCCACCCAUGUUAAAUCCCAUUAUAUAUACUCUAAAGACUGAGGAAGUCAUGCUUGCUGUAAAAGGUCUCUAUAAACGGGCCAAAAUAGCAGUGACCUAUGGCAUGUGCAACGGAAACACAAUUAAUCCCUGUGUGGGAGUUUAA